This is a messenger RNA of Bombyx mori (domestic silkworm), 2838 nucleotides long. RefSeq names its product protein IWS1 homolog A. Gene Ontology annotation, biological process: poly(A)+ mRNA export from nucleus. Gene Ontology annotation, cellular component: nucleus. Bases 213 to 2321 code for a protein of 702 amino acids. Lineage: Eukaryota; Metazoa; Arthropoda; Insecta; Lepidoptera; Bombycidae. The record is from RefSeq and is a predicted model, not a curated record. The transcript is spliced from 12 exons.
AGAUUUGAUGUAUUGGCCACGUUCCCUUUGUCCAAUUUAACAAAGCAGACAAAAAAAUGAAAUUGUGACAAAAUAUAAAAACUGUAAUUUGUUUGAAGAAUUUGAAACCAUUUGUAAUUCGAGUUUAAUAAUUAAAUGGUGUUUUUAAUACAGAAUUUAUCUAAAAAUAUUACUCAGAGUGAAUUGUAUAUUUGAUUAAAGUGUAUAUCGAAAUGGAUGUCGAUACAGAUGGCAGGAAGUCUCGAUCCCGUAGUAGAUCUGUGGAUUCAGAAAUGUCUCAUGAUGGUUCCACACACUCAAGAAAAAAAUCCAGAUCAAAAUCUCGUUCUCGGUCCCGCAGCAUAUCACAUUCUCCCUCCAAGUCCAGAUCUAGAAGUGGGUCACAUACGUCUUCACGCUCAAAGUCUGGCUCGCCGGCUCGUUCUAGAAGCAGUAGCCCUGCAAAGUCUAGGUCCCGAAGUGGGUCACCGGCUAAAUCAAGAUCUCGUAGUGGAUCACCUGCGAAAUCUAGAUCCCGAAGUAGUUCCCAUGCGAAAAGUCGUACUCGGAGCGAAUCGCGGGCCGAGGCUCGUUCUAGAAGCGGCUCGUUAAAGUCUCGCAGCAGAUCACGAAGCGGUUCGAGAUCUAAGUUCAAUAGCGCUUCCCAAAGAACAUCUCGCAGCGUCACCCCAAAAGUUGACAAGAGAGACAACAGAAGCAAGUCAGACUCCCCUGCCAACUUAGAGAUUGAUGAAGAUGCAACCAGCGCGAGGAGAUCGCGCAGUGGCUCUAAAGAAAGGAGAUCAAGAUCCAAAUCUGCUGAGCGGCAAAGAAAAAGUAGGUCACAUUCGAGGUCCCAGCCACGAAAAUCACGAUCUCGUUCGCAUUCCAAAUCGCGUUCUCGCUCUAAAUCCCGCUCCAAAUCUCAUUCUCACUCUAAAUCCCGCUCCAAAUCUCAUUCUCACUCUAAAUCCCGCUCCAAAUCUCAUUCUCACUCUAAAUCCCGCUCCAAAUCGCGCUCUCGUUCUAAAUCCCGCUCCAAAUCGCGUUCUCGCUCCAAAUCCCAUUCUCGCUCCAAAUCCCAUUCUCGCUCUAAAUCCCGCUCCAAGUCCCGUUCUCGCUCUAAAUCCCGAUCCAAAUCUCUCAUUAAAUCUCGUUCGAGAUCGAAGUCUAGGUCUCGUUCCAAGUCUCGCUCCGUGUCUCGAUCGCGCUCGAGGUCGCGCUCCGGCUCCAAGUCAGUGCGGUCAAGGUCCCAAUCAAGGUCCAGUUCUCGUUCCGGCUCCGGGUCGCCCUCGCGCAGGGGUAAAAAACGGCGAGCUGUUCGACUCGAUUCUGAUGAUGAAGGAGAGCCCAAGCGAGCCCGAGACGAGGGAGACGAGGCGCCCGAGGUGGAAGGGGAGGGGCGCGUGCUGGACGCGGAAGCAGCGCAGCCCGACAGCUCCGACGAUGACAUCGCACCCGACUCUAAGAGUGCGGAGGCGGCGGGCGGGCUGUCUGACUUCGAGGUGAUGUUGGCGCGCAAGCGGGACGAGCGGCGAGGCCGGCGGCGGCGCAGGGACAUCGACAUCAUCAACGACAACGACGACCUCAUCGCGCAGCUGCUGCAGUCCAUGAGGCAGGCGGCCGACGAGGACAGGGAGCUCAAUCGCAAGAACCAACCCGCCGUGAAGAAGGUGUCCAUGCUGAAGACGGCCAUGUCGCAGCUGAUCAAGAAGGACCUGCAGCUGGCCUUCCUGGAGCACAACGCGCUCAACGUGCUGUGCGACUGGCUCGCGCCCAUGCCCAACCGCGCGCUGCCCUGCCUGCUCAUCCGCGAGACCGUGCUCAAGCUGCUCACCGACUUUCCGCCCAUAGACAAGUCGUUGCUGAAGCAGUCCGGCAUCGGCAAGGCCGUGAUGUACCUCUACAAGCACCCCAAGGAGACCAAGGCCAACAGAGAGCGAGCCGGCCGACUCAUCUCCGAGUGGGCCAGGCCCAUCUUCAACCUCUCCACAGAUUUUAAAGCCAUGACGCGGGAAGAGCGACAGGCACGAGAUGAAGCCAUGGCGGGCGGGCGGCGGCGGGAUGACCCCGGACCCUCCGCCAGCGCGCAAGACGAACCCAGGGCGCGGCGGCCGGGCGAGGCGGGCUGGGUGGCGCGCGCGCGGGUGCCGCAGCCCUCCACCAAGGACUACGUGUACCGACCCAAGUCCACCUGCGACCUGGACAUGUCCCGGACCACUAAGAAGAAGAUGACCCGCUACGAGAAGCAAAUGAAGAAGUUCGUGGAUCAGAAGCGACUGAAGAGCGGCUCGCGGCGCGCGGUCGAGAUCUCCAUCGAGGGCCGCAAGAUGGCGCUGUGAGCCGCCAGCCCCAUUCAUGUAAUCGCUUGUGCUCUACUAGGUACACCGACUCUAUAUAGUUCAUUAUAGUAAAUAGAAGUAUGUCAAAUGAACGUUGCAGUAAACAGACACUACGGACGUGGCCCGGGGGAGGCCGAGUCGUACUUUACACUAUGUUAAAAUGUAUUGUGACAGUUUUGAUUUCAACAGGAAAAAUACAAUGCGUUGUAUUAACACUGUAUAUAGUUACUUAUCGACCGAGUGCUUUACUGAAGUCGAUUUUUAAGGAAUAAAUUAUAAACAGAACAUCUUAUAAUUUGUUGUGAAACUUUUGAAUUCUGCCUCGAACGGGGCGGUCUUCUUAAACCAGUGAUGACGCGUCACACGUUGGCGCCGUGGGAGGCGGUGACGCGCGCGUGUGACGUCACGCGCGUGGCGCCGCGCGCGCUCGGCCAGGGAACGGAGCGGCCGCUCGCCGGCGCUGCUAAUAUGUGAUGUUACUUUUAAGUUAACAAUAAAUAAGUUUUAAAAAUUAUAA